CUGUGUGUAUAUGUAUGUAUGUAUAUAUAUCUGUGUGAAUGUUGUCUAUCUGUUGGCCCUUCGAUGAGGUGGCGACUUUUCUAAGCUGUUACCCGCCUUUCGCCCAAAUGCAGCUAGGAUAAGCUUCAGCACCACCCGCGACCCCGAAAGGGACAAGCGGUAGAAGAUGGAUGGAUGGAUGAGUGUAUAAAAAUAUAUAUAUGAGUAUAUACAUUUAUAUAUGUAUGCACACAGUAUAUGAAAAAAGUAUAUAUUUGUAAAAAUAGACAAGUACGUAAGUUUAUAAAAUAAAAUGACUCAAUAAUUACUUACAACAUUAAUUCAUGUUUACCACCUUUAACAACAGCAAAGUGGGCAUUAAAAAAAAUCAAGAAAAAGGAAAGUAGAAUCAUUUACCAUAGCUAGAGAGCCUUACGUUCAUUGGUGCACAUGUUGGGUAUCAUGUGCAGACAGACAGACUGUAGUUAUUAAUAAUUAUAAUAAUAAUAUCUCUGCACCCCCGACCCCUUCCAUCAUGUUUUUCAAUCCUUCUUCUGGAAUGUCAUCAGCAAGUGUCUCACUCCUCUGCAGACCACCUUCUCGUAUACUUACUUUCUAUACGUGGACUUGUUAUGAAGACUGAGGCGCCCGCGUUACAAGAGGUAACAGAUCUCCUGCAAAUAUCCGACGGAUUGGAGGAUACAGUGAAUGAGGGCAAGGAAAUGUGGUGCCCUGACAUCGAGUUUGAACUUGAUGAUGACGAGGAGGACGAGGAUGAGGAUACAUACAUCACCAUGCAUGAAAUUCUACUGUCCGAGUCAUCCGACAGCACUUCCGAGGCAUCGUGGUGGGACGCGGACACUGAGGAUGCCCACCAAGCAUUCUCUUUUUUCCGCCUUCAGUCCGCCGUUACAAGGAAGGAGGCAGUCAGCAGCUGUGAAAGUGAUCCUCAAGGCUCGGCCCAGGUCCACCUGUCAAUCAAAAGCACCUCCAGAGGCGCUAUAAAUGACCGAGAAAAUCACCCUGCCAAAGGCGGUGGAGAUCCCCCGGUGGUGGGGGCGCGUAAUAGGGCAAAGGGCGUCAUUCCGGCAGGGAAAGAAAAAGCAGAGUAUUCCAGUUGCGCUUCAAGCGAGCUGGACGACACUGAUAAGGAAGUACGCAGCCUGACGGCAAAAGCAUUCAAAAGCUUGGCAUACCCGUACCUGGAUUCUAUCAGCUUCAGCACCUCAAGCGAGGAGUCCGACAGGUGGAUCUUGACCCAGCCGUUCGAUGGGGACCAGCACAUUAUGGGGAAGUUGAGUCAAGGCGGGGUGAUUCGGCUCAGGGAGACGCUGAAUUUGAACUGCAACAUGAACUCUGGGAUGUCUAACUUUGCAUCAGGAGGAGAGGUGGAGGCAUCCCAUUCCACAGAUGAGUUGAAUGGCUCGCAUGAGAGCUGUUUCAAUGAGGCGUGGAGGGCCACCAUGAAAUCGCAAAGCAUGGAGGGCACCCACAAGAAAGCAGUCUUUGCGUCCAGUUUGAUUCAAAACGUGCUCUCCAAAAAGAUACAAUUCGAGCAGGAGAGGCGGAUGGAAAGGGGGGAGGUGAGGGAGCCUCACCAUCGGGGAGCCGCCAAGCAGCUUGGAGCCGCCAAGCAGGAUUACACCACCGCUGCAAUGGAAGAAGCAUUCAGAGGUGCAGGUUGGCUCCACAGUCAAAAUAGCGCCUUCAGGUGCUGGAGGAAUGAGGAGAUUGAGUUACAAGCGGAUCAUAAAAUCCCAGAAGGGAUGCCACUGACGCCCUCGCCACCCCCUCCUGCUCCGGCUCCGGAUCAGGAUUCAGAGAGCAAGACGAUGAAAAUGUCUCAUUUGUUUGUGCCAAACAUCCAAAGCACGGCGAGAGAAAAAUCUCCAGAAAUUAAAAUCAAUCUCCAGGGAGGGGCCCCUGUUUUUACGUCGAAGGGUGAGUCCACCUCGGAUAAAGUUCCGCAUUUUAUGGUCCGCGACAUCCGAGAUAGCAAAGGGAAUCUGCAGACGCCCAUACACCAAGUAAGGGAUGUACGCAAGUUGGUGAAAAGCUCUUAUUUAGUCUCAGUGGGCGAUAAAUCCACUUUGGCCAGCACCAUCCCUGUGCCUGGGUCUCCAAUGGUGAUCAAAUGCCAGUCAGUCAACACCAAUGACAGAAAAUCUUACCUAGAAGGGAAAUCCAAAAGACCAGCUGUAAACAACUUGCAGGAGGGGAUGACUUUACAAAUAGGGAAGAAAAAAACGGAAUUUAAAAAGUCUAACCAGGUGGCGCUAGAGAAGCUCCAAGCGGCAGUGAAAACAAUGGAGCAGCUUUAUGUGUUCGACAAGAAUGAGUGGAAACGCAAGGACAAGCCGCUGUCCCUGCCGGAUAGUCACAUUCUUUCAUUGAUAGCAAACGAGGAGGAACCGACACAGAAGUUGGACCCUCAUGAUAGACUCCUGUCACCAACUCUUGUGGGCAGUUCUUCAAGACUCAAGGCACCUUCAACUAUCGUUGCGCCAGACGCAAAAAUGUUCACUCCCAAGUUACCCCCAACUGAUAACUACCUAACCAUUCCGCUUAAAUCCCAACAAGCCUCAACCGGACACUUUAGGGUGCAGGAGGAGUCACCCUCGAGGAUGUCGACAAUGAGACCGCCCUCUCCUGAAGUUCCUGCUCAAGUUCCUGCUCAUCAGUCAAUGUCAACAAAUCAGGUGUACUGUUUCUCCCCCGCACCUACCCUAGACUCCUUCCCGCUCACCCAGAGGAAGAUGCUCCUGGAUCCCACCAGUGGAAGCUACUACCUAGUUGACACCCCGAUCCAACCCCCAACGAGGCGCCUCUUUGACCCUGAAACGGGUCAAUAUGUAGACAUACCCUUAUCCCAACCUCCAAUAACCCCCAUGCCGAUCUCUCAUUUGGCCAUUGGUUCCGGGGCGGCGUAUGGUCCCAACUAUAUGAUCUAUCCCGGUUUCAUGACAUCGCCCCCACUAAUUCCAACCCGCACGCUAGUGCAGAUGCCACAGAUGCCGGUGCAAGCUGAGGCAGAAAAAGUAACUCAUAACCCACAGCAGGGCAUGUACAUGGAGACCCCCUACUACAUGAGCACAGCAAAGGCACCCCAAGCUUCUUCGAUGACUCCGCAUUUAGUUGGCGUCAACGCAGCACAACAGCAGCCACUCAUUAGCAUCAUGUCACAGCAAGGGCCGAGGAUUAUUGCCCCGCCCUCUUUCAACGGGACCACCAUGAGCUUUGUGGUGGAGCACAGGUGAACAGAAAGGUGGAUAGCACUCAUUGCUGAUGUUGGUAUGCAUCUUGAUAGGGUGGUAUGUGGUAGUGUAGGUAAAAAUAGAAGAGGUAAUUUAAGUAGCUACAAUUGUAAGUACAAUAGGUGGAAAAGUAGCAAGAUAGGUAGGUAGGUUGCCUGGUUCCUAAAUACCUAUAUAGGUGCUUUUGGAAAAAAGUAAGUAGAUAAUUAGGUAUCUAAGUAGAUACCUAUCUAAAUGUAUAGGUAGCUAGAUAGCAAGGUAGUUAGGGAAGUUGCUACUUAAGGUAAGGAAGUAGUUCCAUAGGAAAAAUUGGUAGGUAGUAAGUGGAUAGUUUGGUAUCUAGAUAGGUCGGUAAGUGAUUUGAUGUAUGUAAGAAGGUUGAGUAACUUGGUAGGUAGGGUAAUAGGGUAUGUAUUUAGUACCUUCUUAUACACAGUACCCAGGUACCCAGUAUGUGGCAAAAUAGAUAAGUUACUAUAUAAGUAGGUAUGAUGGUUCGCAGGAAAGAAGGUACUGGAGAUAGGUAGGUAUGCUAGACUGUGAGUAGGUAAAUCUUGAUGCCAAUAACACAGUUGUGAUAGGACAAGGGCUGGAUGUAAAUAAUGUAUACAUGUUUACGAUAGGUGAACAAAAUGAUCUUAAGUGCAGGGGGCCUUCAACAAGCACUCAAACACGACAUGUGUUCAAGUGUGUGUCGGCUGGAAGUGAAAAGGUCACGUAAUACCAAAGCGUUGUUUACAUGGAGGACUUUUUCAGCUGCUGCCGAAUGUCAAGAAGCCUCCUAGAAGGGUGGCAACAGGCGAAGUCAGCAGCCUUUUUAUAAAUAGUACACGCACACACCCAUGCACACAUACACACACGGCAACAAAUUGUUGCUAACUACAUACUCGUGUACUGUGCUCGCUAUCUGGCCAUACCCGGCAGGAUUACGGCUCUUUAUUUUGCAACUUAUUUUUCACAAUAUUCCACCUUUUUCUCCUGUUUUUAUAAAAUGAUGAGAAUGCUUUUGAGCACUUGUUUACGGGAUCUUCAGCUCAUUUUUCUUGUGGGUUUUAGCAGGCGGGAAAAGAUGUCUAGUCAUACCACAUUUAAGUCUUACCUGUAUGUAAUGGAUUUUCUGUUUGGUUUAUUUUGUACCAUAUUAUUGUAAAACAAAAACUUCAUAGGAAGAGUGAUGCUGCAAAAAAUGUUCAAAGGGUUGAUUCAAUCUUUAUUUGGUUUUUGGCGCAUUUCUCUUGCACUUUUUAAUGCAUUUCUGGAUUAAUGUGUUUGGGCUCGGAAGCACUGCACCAGCAUGCUUUCUUUCUGAUAGAAUAUUACAAUUUUGUGGUGAUCAGUAAGGUGAACAAAUGUGUAGAAAGAAGCCUUACACUGUUGGUAUUUUUCAAGGUAAGUGAAUGUGAAAAUAAAAGUUUUAUAUGUGGAUGAAGGAUCUUCA
Molecule: messenger RNA, 4671 nt
Organism: Nerophis ophidion (straightnose pipefish)
Lineage: Eukaryota; Metazoa; Chordata; Actinopteri; Syngnathiformes; Syngnathidae
Exons: 1
Coding region: 612-3236 (874 amino acids)
Source: RefSeq, a predicted model, not a curated record